Guyanagaster necrorhizus is the source of this 581-nucleotide messenger RNA. RefSeq lists its product as uncharacterized. The record is from RefSeq and is a predicted model, not a curated record. Lineage: Eukaryota; Fungi; Basidiomycota; Agaricomycetes; Agaricales; Physalacriaceae. The transcript is spliced from 2 exons. The coding region runs from base 1 to 348 and encodes 115 amino acids.
AUGCCAACUAGCACUGUACCAUACGAAGUCCUCUUCGACUUCACCAAUGACACCAAUGACUUGGUAACGGUGCAGCCGAUUGCGCAGAAUGAUGGAAUCAGUUCAAGAGGCGCAAUACUUUUGAUGAAGGAGGGCGAUAAUGUAUCUUUGGUUCUCACUGCCGGCUGCACGUACCAAUAUGCCCUUCAGCACCGAUCCAAGAAAGCAUAUAUCUCGUUGAACAAUCUUGUUAAGGGUGCGUACAUGGCAAGACUUGCUCUGUACUACUUCCGUGAUAUUUUCCGGAACUUUACCAUCGACGCGGCUACAAGCAGCCCAUGGAGUGAACGUCAGCUGCACCAUCAGUAGGGAGUAAUGAUCAAUCUGUCGAGGUGGGUAAAGUUUCUUCAAGCUUGUAUCAAAGAUAAUUAAAUUUCGCGGCACUAUCAAGUUUAUGAACAGGGAUUGACGUUAAACGUUUAAAAUUAUUGCCGUAUGACAGUUAGGAAGGACAAGCCUUGACAUAUGUAACGUGCACUUCUCGAUAGCACUUUUACUAUUCCAUAAUCCAAGACCGGGCGUUUUGUACUUUUGCUGCACUC